Rotaria sordida is the source of this 762-nucleotide messenger RNA. The record is from the annotation of a GenBank genome assembly. Lineage: Eukaryota; Metazoa; Rotifera; Eurotatoria; Philodinida; Philodinidae.
AUGGGCGAGUACUCGAAAGCACUUUCAUCGUUCGAACGAUCACUUGAAAUCCGAAAAAUAGCUUUCCCUCCGAAUCAUCCCAACUUGGCUUCUUCCUACAACAACAUCGGUAUGGUGUAUUAUAGCAUGGGCGAGUACUCGAAAGCACUUUCAUCGUACGAACGAUCACUUGAAAUCCACAAAAUAGCUCUCCCUCCGAAUCAUCCCGACUUGGCUUCUUCCUACAGCAACAUCGGUUCGGUGUAUUAUAACAUGGGCGAGUACUCGAAAGCACUUUCAUCGUACGAACGAUCACUUGAAAUCCACAAAAUAGCUCUCCCUCCGAAUCAUCCCGACUUAGCUAAAUCCUACAACAACAUCGGUAAUGUGUAUAAUAACAUGGGCGAGUACUCGAAAGCACUUUCAUCGUGCGAACGAUCACUUGAAAUCCGAAAAAUAGCUCUUCCUCCAAAUCAUCCCGACUUCGCUCAAUCCUACAACAACAUCGGUAAUGUGUAUGAUAACAUGGGCGAGUACUCGAAAGCACUUACAUACUACGAAAAAGACCUGGAGAUCACUCUGAAAGCUCUCCCUCCGAAUCAUCCCGACUUGGCUACUUCCUACCUCAACACCGGUAAUGUGUAUACUAAAAUGGGCGAGUACUCGAAAGCACUUACAUAUUACGAAAAGGCGCAAGACAUAUGGAAAAAAUCACUACCUUCAAAUCAUCCACAUAUUGCACUUGUGAAAAGAAACAUUGAAAAUAUGAAAAAGAAAAUGUAA